Lentinula edodes (shiitake mushroom) is the source of this 1440-nucleotide messenger RNA. RefSeq lists its product as uncharacterized. NCBI's taxonomy places the organism in Eukaryota, Fungi, Basidiomycota, Agaricomycetes, Agaricales, Omphalotaceae. The record is from RefSeq and is a predicted model, not a curated record. The transcript has a single exon. The coding region runs from base 156 to 1310 and encodes 384 amino acids.
UUAUUCCGAGAUAAGUCAACCGCAGGUUGGCUUAUCAUAGGAUAAGAUAAUGAGUGGCGAUUGAGUUCGAUUAGGCGCCUGUUCGUUCUCACCCUCGACGCUCACUGUCCGACCUCUUACAGCCUCAUCUUUUGUCGUGAUUUUCGGAUACAACCAUGCAGCUCCCUCUACGUAGUCGACCGACCUUACAGAAUCCUGACAGAGUGCAUAUAACGCACAGUAGUGUCGAAGCUCGGAACAUGUUCGCUUCUUGGGACAUAACGACGUGUCUAACAUUCAACAAAGAGAACAACGCAAAUAACAUCCGUCGCGACUUACAGCGAGCAGCGCAUCUCAGGGAUCCGGAGAACAUCAGGUCACCAUCGCCAGUCACUUCAGAACUCACCAUCCAGCUGGAGGAAUGGGAGAAGAUUCGUACAAACCCAAUUCGCUUUGACUCCUUGAAGCACCUGAUUCCGGAUUUCAUCCUGGAAUGGAUGGAGAGUCGGAAGAUUCAGGAGGUCAAAGAUAAGAGGGAGAGAGAGGAGGAUACUAGCAGAGAAGCUGAGGAGGAGAAGAAGAAGAAGAGAAGAUUGGCUGAACCUUUGGUCCCCGUGGUGAAGAAUCCGCUCGUUCCUUUCCAAGCAAGUUUCCACGAUGCAUUAUACGAAAUCGCACACGUCUCCCCAAUCCCUCUCCCUUUCUUCAGUAAUGAUGCUCUACAGUACAUUUCCGCCCGCGCCCACUCACUUCCGCAUAAAAAAUUCAAGUCAAAUGAUCCCAGGAAGAGUGGUUAUUUCAUCGACAUCGAAGCUCUGAAGAAAAUGCUCAGGAUCAAAUACGCAGAUGAUGAUCAACUGGAAGGCCUCGACUACAUUCUUUUCGUCGAGUGCGUCAACAACUACAUGAGAUUCGAGACGAGUCGCGACCCAGCAGGUCCAGCUGGUACACGAGCACAAUUCAUUAUCCAGCACUUCUCAUUCUUCCUUAACAAACGUUAUACAGCCAAACUCUACGCCUUCUGGAAGCCAGCGGAACUCCGAAUCAGAAACGAACAAUACCUUGAAUUCACAAGUUUUAUCCAGAGUGUGUAUGACUUGGAAUGGACUAAGGUAGAGGGUCAAGUUGAGUUUGAGGAUACUAUGGCAAAAGCUCGCGGCGGGUCAUUGUGGUAUUCCUACCCAUUCCAAUCCAACACGACCUCAGACAUAUCUCCUCCAUACCAGGGUUCUCCGAUCGGGGAUAUGCCACCACUGUCGGAAAACACCAUCACACCUGACCACACCAGUGUCACUAAUACCCAGGUAGUGAAUCAAGAUAUUGCCGAAUAAUAUCGCCGCAACGAUUUGCAAGACCGCCUUAUAUUAUUUUUGGACAUCGAGUUUUAUGCUCUGUCAUUAUAGGGUGUUAUGCCUAUUAUUAUUUUGGGUGUUAUGCCUGUUAUUAUUUUGGGUGUUAUGC